Molecule: messenger RNA, 5397 nt
Organism: Hyaena hyaena (striped hyena)
Lineage: Eukaryota; Metazoa; Chordata; Mammalia; Carnivora; Hyaenidae
Product: neuroblastoma-amplified sequence-like
Exons: 34
Coding region: 1-5247 (1748 amino acids)
Biological process (GO): retrograde vesicle-mediated transport, Golgi to endoplasmic reticulum
Cellular component (GO): endoplasmic reticulum membrane; Dsl1/NZR complex
Molecular function (GO): SNARE binding
Source: RefSeq, a predicted model, not a curated record
AUGUCCAGCUGCCUGGAUGAGCUCUGUACCGUCACUGGUGUAGCUCGCUCUUUCAUCAGGGUGUGGAGCAACGCAGUGGUGACCGGAGAAUGGAUCUGUGGCUGGAGGCGAGACUGGAGCCUCGGUGCGCUUUCUAGAGGUGUUGCAGUGUGCGAGCUGGAAGUCCGCGUUUGGGAUUCUUCGUUUGUCACUUUUACGAGGACGGGCAAGUUAACCUGGGCCUCAGUUUUCCCACCUCUAGUCCCCAGAUCAAUAAACGUGGCCGAUCGUCGCGGCAAUCCUAAUAGUAGUACGGCCAGCGCUGUUCCUGCAACAGCGCUGACCAGCACUGUGCUCACCAGCGCUGCUCUGCCUCCAAAAUGCAGCAAAAACAAUGCUUUAGUAACUCAGGGCUCUCAGCACUACCUUCCGGAGUGCACCUCUGAGCCGGAACUUGUCUUUAAUACGUGUUUUGUUAAAAAUAGUUAUAAUGGCGACUCGUUGGUGCUCAUUCCUUGGCGUGAACACAAACACCGAGAGAGAGAUUGGUGUGAGGAGCUGGAGCGCAGAAUGGUGGUCGAGCCAAGUCUGCAAGAUGAAAGUGAAUUCUUGUAUGCCGCGCAGCCUGAGUUGCUGAGGUACAGGACGCCACGGCUCUCAGUAGAGAAGGUUAUGGACUGGUAUCAGACAAGAGCAGAGGAAAUAGAGCAUUAUGCUCGGCAGGUUGACUGCGCAUUGUCACUCAUUCGACUUGGAAUGGAGCGGAACAUUCCCGGUUUGCUGGUUCUGUGUGAUAACUUGGUCACCCUGGAAGCCUUGGUUUAUGAAGCCGGGUGUGAUUUAACCCUAACCUUGAAAGAACUCCAGCAGAUGAAAGACAUUGAAAAACUACGUUUGCUGAUGAGUAGUUGUUCUGAGGACAAGUAUGUGAGAAGUGCCUACCAGUGGAUGGUUCCCUUUCUUCAUCGUUGUGAGAAACAGUCUCCUGGGGUGGCUAAUGAGCUACUCAAAGAAUAUUUAGUGACUUUAGCUAAAGGGGACUUAAAAUUUCCCCUGAAGAUAUUUCAGCAUUCCAAACCAGAUCUGCAGCAAAAAAUUAUCCCUGAUCAGGACCAACUGAUGGCAGUCGCCCUAGAGUGCAUCUACAACUGUGAACGAAAUGACCAGCUGUCCCUCUGCUACGACAUAUUAGAAUGUCUUCCACAACGAGGAUGCGGUCCUAAAACCGAGGUAACAACGGCUCUUCAUGAUAUGGUAGACCAACUGGAACAAAUUCUCAGUGUGUCAGAGCUUUUGGAGAAACACGGACUUGAGAAACCGAUUUCGUUUGUUAAGAACACUCAGUCCAGUCCAGAAGAGGCACGUGCGCUGAUGGUCAGAUUGACCAGGCAUACUGGCCGGAAGCAGCCUCCUGUCAGUGAGUCUCAUUGGAGAAUGUUGCUGCAGGACAUGUUAACUAUGCAGCAGAAUGUUUACACCUGCCUAGAUUCUGAUGCCUGCUAUGAGAUAUUUACAGAAAGCCUUCUGUGUUCCAGCCGCCUUGAAAAUAUCCACUUGGCCGGGCACAUGAUGCACUGCUGUGCUUGUUCGGCAAAUCCCCCAGCUAGUGCUGUGCAGAAAGGGAAGACCCACUACAGGGUCAGUUACGAAAGAAGUAUUGACUUGGUUUUGGCUGCCAGCAGAGAGUACUUUAACUCUUCCACCAGCCUCACUGAUAGCUGCAUGGAUCUGGCCAGGUGCUGCUUACAGCUGAUAACAGAUCGGCCUGCGGCCAUUCAAGAGGAGCUAGAUCUGAUCCAGGCCCUGGGAUGUCUUGAAGAAUUUGGGGUAAAGAUCCUGCCUUUGCAAGUGCGGUUGUGCUCGGAUCGGAUCGGCCUCAUCAAGGAGUGUAUUUGCCAGUCUCCCACGUGCUACAGACAAUCCGCCAAGCUCCUGGGCCUUGCUGACUUGCUGAGGGUGGCAGGUGAAGACCCAGAAGAAAGGCGUGGACAGGUUCUGAUCCUUCUAGUAGAACAAGCACUUCGUUUCCAUGACUACAAAGCAGCCAGUGUGCAUUGUCAGGAGCUCAUGGCCACAGGUUAUUCUAAGAGUUGGGAUGUUUGUAGCCAGUUAGGACAAUCAGAAAGUUACCAGGACUUGGCCACGCGUCAGGAGCUCAUGGCUUUUGCUCUAACACAUUGCCCUCCUGGCAGCAUUGAACUUCUUCUGGCGGCGAGCAGCUCUCUGCAGACAGAAAUUCUUUAUCGAAAAGUGAAUUUCCAGAUCCAUCCAGAAGGAGGAGAGGGUAUCAGUGUUUCACCAUUAAUUAGUAAAGCGCUACACGAGGGUGAUGUCAGUGUUCCCGGCAGCAGCGCAGACCUGCUCCCGUGGGGCUCCGCGGCCACCAGGAAAGUCCUGUCCAGCACCACGACGACCACCAAGGCCGUGCUGCAGGCCGUGAGUGACGGGCAGUGGUGGAAGAAGUCUUUAACGUACCUUCGGCCGCUUCAAGGGCGAGAAUUUGGCGGUGCUUAUCAGACGGGAACCAUAGCCAAUGAAGGUCUAGAAAAACAAGGCUGCCAUCCUUUCUAUGAGGCUGUCCUCUCCGAUCCCUUUGUCACAGAGUCUGCAGUGACCUGUGACCCUUAUCAGCACGUUCCGGGAGAGAGCUUUGCGGAAGUAUUGCUAAGAACUGGAAAGCUGGCAGAGACUAAAACGGAAGGAGAGGAGGUGUUUCCGACAACAGAAGUUCUCUUGCAGCUGGCAAGCGAUGCUUUACCAAGUGACAUGACCUUGGCUCUUGCAUAUCUCCUUGCUUUGCCACAGGUGUUAGAUGCCAACAAGUGCUUUGAAAAGCAGGCCCACUCUGCUCUGUCCCUCCAGCUGGCAGCGUAUUACUACAGCCUCCAGAUCUAUGCUCGACUGGCUCCAUGUUUCAGGGACAAGUGCCAUCCUCUUUACAGGGCUGAUCCCAAAGAGCUCAUCAAGAUGGUCACCAGGCACGUGACUCAAUACGGACAGGACGCCUGGCCAGAGGACCUUGUCUCACUGACCAGGCAGUUGUACUACUACAACGAACGUCUCCUGGAUUUCACGCAGGCCCAGAUCCUUCAGGGCCUUCGGAAGGGUGUGGAUGUGCAGCGGUUUACUGCAGACGACCAGUAUAAAAGGGAAACUAUCCUUGGUCUGGCAGAAACACUUGAGGAGAACGUCUACGGCAUCGCCCUCUCUCUGGCGCAGCGCUACAGUGUCUCUCGUUGGGAAGUUCUUAUGACGCAUUUGGAGUUCCUGUUCACGGACAGCGGUUUGUCCACAGUAGAAAUUGAAAAUCGAGCCCAAGCUCUUCAUCUCUUUGAGACUUUGAAGACUGAUCCUGAAGCCUUUCACAAGCACAUGGUCAAGUAUAUUUACCCCACUAUUGGUGGCUUUGAUCACGAAAGGUUACUCUAUUAUUUCUCUCUUCUGGAAAGCUGUGGCUGUGCGGAUUUGGGGAAAUAUGCCAUUAAACCAGAAACGCACAUUCGGCUGCUAAGGAAAUUUAAGGUAGUUGCUGCAGGUCUUAAUUACAAAAAGCUGACAGAUGAAAACAUGAAUCCUCUUGAAGCCCUGGAGCCAGUUCUUUCAAGUCAAAAUAUCUUAUCUAUUUCCAAACUUGUUCCCAAAAUCCCCGCAAAGGAUGGACGGAUGCUCUCCCCGAGCUCUCUGUACACCAUCUGGUUGCAGAAGCUGUUCUGGACUGGAGACCCUCACCUCAUUAAACAAGUCCCAGAGUCCUCCCCCGAGUGGCUCCGCGCCUACGAUGUCUGUGUGAAAUACUUUGAUCGCCUCCACCCGGGCGACCUCCUCACUGUGGUGGACGCCAUUACAUUUUCUCCGAAAGCUGUGACCAAGCUGUCCGUGGAAGCACGCAAAGAGAUGACUAGAAAGGCUAUUCAGACAGUCCAACAUUUUAUCGAGAAGCCACGGAAAAGAAGUUCGGAAGACAACAUUCAAGAAGCUAGUGACCCUAACAUCACCUAUGCAGAUGUCCGGGAUCAGCUGGAGAAAUCACUUGCUCACCUAGAAACUCUCAACCACACCUUCCUUGUGUCUCUGAGGAACAGUGAGCAGGAGACACUGCGGAAGUACGGUCACCUGUAUGAUCUGUCCCGAUCAGAAAAAGGGAAAGUUCAUGAUCAAGCUGUGGCUAUGUGUCUAGAUGGUCUGCCUCUGAGAAUGAUUCAACAGCUGCUGCAGGUGGCCGUGGGCCCUCUCGACAUCUCGCUCAAGGAAGUGGUACAGGACGCAGUAAGAAAAAUAGUUUCUGCCCUGAGUGGAGGCGAUGCUGAGCUCGGUGGGCCACGGGACCCCCUCCAGGUCCUGGAAAGUGUUGUCGCAGCCGUCCACACCAGCGUGGACCAGGGGGAGGACCUGGUCUCCUCGGAUGACCUCCUGGAGUGGCUGCGGCCUUUCUGUGCUGACGACGCCUGGCCCGUGAGGCCCCGCAUUCAGGUGCUGCAGAUUUUGGGACAGUCGUUUAACCUGACUGAGGAGGAUGGCAAGCUCCUUGUGUUCUUUAGAACGGAAGCGAUUCUCAAAGCCACUUGGCCCCAGAGACAGGUGGACGUAGCCGACGUUGAGAACGAAGAAAAUCGCUAUUCUCUCUUCAUGGAGCUCCUGGAAUGCAGCCACCAAGAGGUCGAGUUUCAGCACUUGAUUUUGCUCCUGCAGGCCUGGCCACCUAUGAAACAUGACCAUGUACCCGGCGUCCCCGGCAACCCGUGGGUGAGACUGGCAACAGCCAUGCUGACCAGGUGUAGGACGGGGAACAGAGACGGACUGGGGAACGAGGUUUUGAAGAUGUGCCGCUCCUUAUAUGACACCGCGCAGAUGCUCCCCGCAGAGGGUGUGAAGGAGCUGAGCUCCCUGCUGCUCAGCCAGUCGCUGCUGCUCCCAGCCCUGAAGCUUCUCCUCGAGAGCCGGGACGAGAGCCUUCACGCAGUGGCGCUGGAGCACAUCACUGCCAUCGUCAAGGUGAAUGACUCCAACUGUGACCAAGAACUUCUUUCCUUGCUCCUGGACGCCAGGCUGCUGGUAAAGUGCGUCUCCACCCCCUUCUACCCACGAAUGAUCGAGCACCUCUUGGCCAGCCCGCAGCAGGGGCCCUGGGAUGCGGAGGGACUGGCCAGACAGCUGCGGGAGGCUGGCCACAGGGCCGAAGCUGGGUCGCUCCUCCUGGCCGUGCGGGGGACGCACCGGGCCUUGCGAACCUUCAGCGCAGCGCUCAGCGCGGGGCAGCACUGGGUGUGAGCCCACCCCGGGUCUACCCGGUCAAGUUCCUCAGCAACCCGGUGGGAAGGAGCCCCACAGCCGAACGCUGUCCCACAGGCCACAUGUGCACCUGCUGAUUGCUCUCAGUGGUUCCCACAAACUGCAAAUAAAGCUGUAUAUAAGCGAUGA